Trichechus manatus latirostris (Florida manatee) is the source of this 918-nucleotide messenger RNA. It is a transcript of the gene TLX2, whose product is annotated as T cell leukemia homeobox 2. NCBI's taxonomy places the organism in Eukaryota, Metazoa, Chordata, Mammalia, Sirenia, Trichechidae. The transcript is spliced from 3 exons. The coding region runs from base 1 to 855 and encodes 284 amino acids. Gene Ontology annotation, cellular component: nucleus. Gene Ontology annotation, molecular function: RNA polymerase II cis-regulatory region sequence-specific DNA binding; DNA-binding transcription factor activity, RNA polymerase II-specific. Gene Ontology annotation, biological process: animal organ development; regulation of transcription by RNA polymerase II. The record is from RefSeq and is a predicted model, not a curated record.
AUGGAGCCGGCGGUGCUGGCCCAACACAACCUCCCGCACCACGAGCCAAUCAGCUUCGGCAUUGAUCAGAUCCUGAGCGGCCCCGAGCCCCCGGGGGGCAGCCUAGGCCCCGGCCGCGGGGGCCCGGGUCAUGGGGAGAAUGCGGCGUACUCGGGUGGAUUCCACGGAGCCUCAGGUUACGGCCCUGCGGGCUCGCUGGCCCCGCUGCCCGGCAGCUCCGGCGUGGGCCCGGGCGGCGUGAUCCGCGUCCCGGCGCACCGCCCGCUGCCCGUGCCACCGCCCGCUGCAGGCGCGCCUGCGGUGCCUGGGCCCUCAGGUUUGGGCGGCGCCGGGGGCCUAGCCGGACUCACCUUCCCCUGGAUGGACAGCGGUCGCCGCUUCGCCAAGGACCGGCUUACAGCUGCGCUCUCGCCCUUCUCCGGGACGCGCCGCAUAGGUCACCCCUACCAAAAUCGGACCCCUCCGAAGCGGAAGAAGCCGCGCACGUCCUUCUCACGCUCGCAGGUGCUGGAGCUGGAGCGGCGCUUCCUGCGCCAGAAGUACCUGGCCUCCGCCGAAAGGGCCGCGCUGGCCAAGGCCCUGCGCAUGACCGACGCACAGGUCAAGACCUGGUUCCAGAACCGGCGCACCAAGUGGCGGCGCCAGACAGCAGAGGAGCGCGAGGCCGAGCGGCACCGCGCGGGCCGCCUGCUCCUGCACCUGCAGCAGGACGCGCUGCCGCGGCCCCUGCGGCCGCCACUACCCCCGGACCCGCUCUGUCUGCACAACUCUUCGCUCUUCGCGCUUCAGAACCUGCAGCCCUGGGCGGAGGACAACAAGGUGGCCUCCGUGUCGGGGCUCGCCUCGGUAGUGUGAGCGACGCCCGAGCGCUGUUUUCCAGACCGAGGAGCCGCGUGGAGCUCCGGGCCUGGGUCGGUG